GACGCGUGCUGAGUGCAGGAAUCACAAACAUAGCGGCACACAGAGGGGUAAGCGCAUGACGCCAGCAACCAAACGCCGCUUUCUCUCUCUCUCUCUCUCCCGCUCUCUCACACACACUCGUGUCUCUCUUUCACACACACUCACACCUCUCAGACGCACACGGCAGUGCUAGAGCGAGCAGCGCGGCGCUGGACACAUCAUUCAUGAAGGGAAUGGAUCCGAAGAAAAAGGAUUAACUAUCUCCAUCCCUCUCCCGCUACAGACCCCAUCCCCUCUUCUCUCCUCUCGUGUCUCUAAGCCUCUCUUCACCUCAUUUCUUCCCCACACUAUCCCUCCCUUUUCACAAUUUAUUGCUGGGGUUGAAUGGAAGCUGGAGGAGGGGGGGCGGGGGGGGGGGUUGUUGGAGGAUUAUUCUUGCAUUAUUCUCUUGACCGGGAUCUUUAAUGCGUGGAUUUAUUUGAUAUAAGGGGCAACAGCUUUUUUCUUUUUGAUAUUUUGUUUUUUUUGGGGUAUUUUUGGCGAGGAUGCCGGACGGCAGGAAGCCAUAAGGCUGGUGCUGUCUGAGAGAUUUGGUCAAAAGAAUCGUACACACAAACAGAUGAAAUGGCGCUUUGCGUCGGUUUUGUUCCGUCCCUGUGUUUCCAUGUGCUUCGCUGUAGCCUUUCGCGGUCGGCGCCCCAGUGGGGGCCGAAAGGCAUGGCGGCUUGACCCCCCAACCCCCCUCCUCCCCCCGACCGCCGCCCGUCCCCCAUAGCCCGGAAGGCUGCCGAGCUCUGUGUCAUGCUCCCCCACACCCACCCCCCUGUGGGCAUCGGCCUGCCCCUCCCCAGCUCUGCCACCCACCACCUGGCCAGACCUGUCUUCCUCUGUGUCCUGUGCCUCCUGUGGACGCUGCUGUCGGCGGCCUCCUCCUGCCCUCCUCCCUGUCGCUGCGGCUCAGACGGUGCGGCGGUGGACUGCGGGGGCCGGGGUCUCUCCUCACUGCCCCCACUUCACCUUCUGCCUCCGGGGAGCCGCUCCCUCCUGCUGGCCAACAACAAGCUGGCCUCGCUGGGAGCCUCGGCCUUCGCUAACCUCUCCUCUCUGGAGGAACUGGACCUCUCUAAUAACUACCUGGAUAAUUUACCAGCUGGGUUAUUCAGAGACAUGUCCAACCUGACGAGACUGACUCUGCACAACAACUCGCUAACAGCGAUGGACAGAGAUCUCUUCCAGGGUCUGGGGGGUCUUCAGAGUCUGGAUCUGUCCCUGAACGGUCUGUCCUCUGUUCCUCUGGGGCUACUGGAUGAGCUGCAGAGCCUCAGGUGGCUGUCUCUGGCAGGUAACCGGCUCCAUGGUUUGGAGAGGGCGGCGUUCGAGCCGCUCGCAAACCUGCAACACCUGGAACUGGGACACAACCCCUGGGAGUGUGACUGCAACCUCCGGGAUUUCAAACACUGGAUGGAGUGGCUGCUGUACAGAGGGGGAAACGUGGACGCGGUGGAGUGCACGCUACCGAAGGAUCUCCGUGGGCGAGACAUCCGCGGCGUCCCGGUGGAAAUGUUCAACUACUGCCUCCAACUCGAGGACGAGAACGGGGGCGCGGGAGGGGAGGCCUCCCGUACCGGACAAGGGGGCGCUCCGCCCUGCAGCAGGAACGCUCUCAACCCCAGUGGGGCCACGCCGAUCUCCGAAAACGCUGGCGAUGACUCCUCUUCAAACGCGGGAGGUGGAGGUGUUGGAAGAGGAGGAGGAGGAGGAGGAGGGGGAGGUGGAGGCGCCGAGGCCCCACCGGAUUGUGUCCGCGCCCGCUACCGGCCCGUGAGCGUGCGCCGCGCCAUCGGCACCGUGGUGAUCGCCGGCGUGGUGUGCGGCAUCGUCUGCAUCAUGAUGGUGGCGGCAGCGGCCUACGGCUGCAUCUACGCCUCGCUGAUGGCCAAGUACCAGCGGGAGCUGAAGAAGAGGCAGCCGCUGAUGGGGGACGGGGAGGCGGACGGGGACGAGCGGGAGGACAGACAGAUCUCCUCCGUGGCCUAGAGGGGUGACGGGACCGCGGUGGGGCGGAGGCGUCGAAGGUCGAAGAAGCAGAAAUUUGAGGAUGAAAAGGGCUCAAAGAGGACAGAGUUUGAAGAGCUUGUUUUAUGCACGCAGAUGUUAUGGUGUCUCUCAAUUGGGCUCUCCAACUGACACCCUCAUCACCCUCUCUGCGUCCUGCUACUAUUUUUAGCCGUCUCCCUCCGCAGUCCCUCUUUCCAAACACUUCACACACGCCUUGUGCGUUCCCAUGUUCUCUCCUCCGAGCGGCGCCAUGCUCGCCGCAGCAUCAGUUACCGACCGCCCCUCCAACUCGCCUACCAACCACCUACUGCUGCUGAAUUUAACGUUACAUCGGACGAGACAGGACACUGAUUUAGUGAUCUCUCCGGUAUGAAACAUAUCAUUUAAGCUGUUUGAAGAUGCUCGCGGUGCACGGUCAGUCAGUAUUUGUAAAACUAGAUUGAAUUUUCAGGGAUUUGCGGUAUGUAUUAUUGAUAUUGAUGAUGAUGAGGAGACGUUGUUGUCGUAGGUGGUGCCCAGCUCUCAUUUUGUUUGCGUCUCUCUUCACAUUGCCAGUAGUUUCUGCAAAAAUAAAAGCCACAGGACCACAACCCAGAUCCCUCGUUUCCUCCUCUGGGUCACAAAGAAACAGUCAGUGUUGGAGAGCUUUGGGGAAAUAAGAGGAACUUAAUGGAUAAACACAAAGAAAUACAAUGUAUAUGCUCAAAGCCCUCUCUUUUGUUGCAAAGAGAAUACUAAGAGGAAACCGUUUGGACUGAGUAAAAUAAUCAAUCACGGACGGCUGGACUUGUUCAAUACACCAGGUCAGAGACAAUGAUUCGAUAUUUGGACCAGAUUUGUUUCUCUCUGGACCGUUAACGUCCUCCAAGUGUCACAGACCUGGAGUUUUGUUUGUUUGUCAGUUCAACAGGGAACAAACCAUUUGAACUGGAAUUUCACUCUGCUGUAUCUUUUCACUUUUGCUCAGACUCUCGCUUAAUGAUGCUUGUUAUAUGAUGAGUAUUAUCUGGAUGGAUUAAAAGCCACUUAUUGUGGUGGAAAAACGUUCUGUUAUCAAUUCACACUUGUUUUAAUGGGCUUACUGCGUUUCAGAGGACCACAGACUUUGCUGUAAAACAGAUAUUAUUUUUUCAUUGUCAGAUUGAUUUCACACCUCAAAUGUAACUGUUUGUGACUCUGGCAUGGAAGCACUAUCUCAGAGAACUUUGUCUCCUGUCAAGGACGACAAAACUUCAGACGCCUGCACUUUAUUUCCCGAACAUGAUCUCCCUCGCCCUCAUCCCUCCUCUCUCUCUCUCUCUCUCUCUCUCUCUCUCGCUCUCUCCCUCCAAAAACGGACGAUUUGCCCAAAGGGAUUAUAACGUACAAGGGAUUCAACAAAACGACGCUGCUAAUUUCCCCCGCUCCUCCCCAUCCUUUUAUCGCCCCUUCCGUCUUUUCAUCCAGUGAUAUUUUUGGACAGUAUUUCACACUUUCUUAAAAGACGUCCACAUCCUCCUUUCCUUUCAUCCAUCCCGUGUCCCAUAUCGCUGCUCUUGUGUUUUUUUCUUUAAAGGUUCAGCAAUAUGCAACGGCUGGUCACCACAACACGAAAACGAUGUCAUCGCCAAAGAGUCCUUAUGUUGAAAACUUAGUAAUCGUCACAUAUUUGAGAGGAAUCUUUUGGCAUUCCCUCGUUCAAUAUUCACGUAAACCUGUGAUGUUUUGCCCUCAGUGAUAAAGAGUCUCAAGAACCUGGCUGUCAUUGCAUAUUGCUCCCCUGCAGAGGAACCGUCGGCCCAUCUCAGUUAAUCAUUGGCUGGAAAUAAACCUAUAUUUAUAGUGUGUUAUCUUAUACCUGGGUAUGAUGCAGAUAACUAUUAUAGUACUAGUCUGAUAUGGUGUGUUGGCCCAUCGAUUCCCCAAAAUGUUUUUGACUUGACAUAGUUUUCUCUACCAAAUAAUGAUGUACGUCUUUUGCUGUGUUCAUGACUUUUAUGUUUUUGUUUUAGUUUGAAUAUCUGUGUGUAAUGUUUGUUCAUUUGUUGUGUUUUAUUUAUUCGUGUUCAGUAGCCGUCACAGUUUCCGCAUAGAAAGAGUUUGGCCAUUGACAACGGGAGCGUUUAUCAGGGAGAGGUGGUUUAGCAGAGACAGUGAGAGACUUUGUAUCCUACAAAUUAUAUUCAAUUAUGCAACGGAUUUAAAUUAACUUUCAGGCAGAACAUUUGUGUCUAAAAGAUGUUGGGCAUGAUUGCAUUUAUUACUUUAUUUCUACAACGUCCCCAAAUGACAUUAUAAUGAUGCUGACAAUGUGACAACAAGUUCCUGGUCAGAAAUUGAAACCCUCAAUUUAAAUUCCAUGUGUGAGAUUGGACAUGAGAUCAGAUAAACUAUUAUUAAAGACACACCCUGACCUCGGCACAUUCACAAUAAUGGCCUUUAUGAACACUAGAAAACUCCUUAAAUCUGCAGAGGACCCCCCCGCUCCCCUCGGAGUAGUUGCAUAUGAAAAUAUUCGUUGGAUACUGAGCUGUUCUGAUGUCAAGAUGCACAUAACUCCGUAGAAAUACAUUUGAUCCCGAAUUGUAAAUGAAGUGUGAACGCACUUUUUGCCACAGCGUUCGCCUCACUAAUGACAGCAAAGACGCUCAGGUAAACUGAAUAAUCAGCAUCUUCGGGAAGAAGUGGUACACGGGGUUUAAAAGUGAAUCACAGGGGACUCUGGGGCACCGAAGAAAAGGGCGAUGGCUAAACUCUGUCUAUGAAUGUGGCACCAUUGUCCUCCCGGCCCUGCGCAGCUCUUGUGUUGGUGGUAGCUAAGUAUCUUAGCUAGCAGAAAAACCUGUUCCUAUAGCCUGUGUGUGCAAAGAAAAAUAAAUUAUAGUUUGUUACGUAAAAC
Messenger RNA from Gasterosteus aculeatus aculeatus (three-spined stickleback), 4915 nucleotides. The record is from RefSeq and is a predicted model, not a curated record. NCBI's taxonomy places the organism in Eukaryota, Metazoa, Chordata, Actinopteri, Perciformes, Gasterosteidae.